UCUUGUGAAAACAUAGAAUCAGAUGCCAUGGCUUCAAGCCUACAAUUCGCUUCAUGGAUUUUAAUCUUGGUAUUAAUUAUAUCAAUAAACAACAACAACGCAACAGAAAAUGUUAACAAUUCGUCACUACACUACGAAUACGUUCUUCUCGAAGACAAACACCCAUGUACACGUACUUGUGUACAGGGUGAGGCGCCUAUGGUUUGCCACUAUCAUUUUACCGUGGAGAACUACUAUACCAUGACGAAAGCCUGUCACGAUUGUCCACAGAACCUCACCGAUUGCUACCGAAAUGAUUGUAUUCCUGGAGAUGGCCAUUCCAGAGCGAUUGUGGUGAUCAAUCGACAAAUGCCAGGACCAGCAAUUGAGGUUUGCCAGAACGAUUUGAUUGUAGUGGACGUAGAGAAUCAUCUUAUGUCAGAAAGUACGACUAUUCAUUGGCAUGGUCAGCAUCAACUAGGCUCUCCUUAUAUGGAUGGGGUACCUUUUGUAACCCAGUGCCCUAUAUUACCGAAAACUACUUUUAGAUAUAGUUUUAAGGCUCAACAGGCGGGUACACACCUUUGGCAUUCACACAUUGGCAUGCAAAGGGUGGAUGGUUGUUUUGGACCAAUAAUUGUCAGGAUACCGGCUGAAACCAAUCCAGUAAAACAGUUCUACGACUACGAUUUGGAGGAACACGUGAUGACGCUCAUAGAUUGGGAACAAGUGACGGCCACCGAGAAAUUCCUGUACCAUCAUCACAGUAUCGGCGAUAACAAGCCUUCAACGUUGCUGGUGAACGGUUUUGGAAGACACAAAUUGUUUGGGGAGGCGGCAGAGAAUGAAACUUAUUAUACGCCUUUAGCUAGAUUCACUGUAAAACAGGGAUUUCGCUAUAGAUUUAGAAUCAUCAAUGCUGGAUAUCUAAAUUGUCCCAUAGAAGUAUCUGUGGAUAAUCACACUCUUAAUGUUAUCAGCACAGAUGGUUUCAAUGUGGCGCCUGUUGAAGCCGAAUCGUUGGUAACUUACGCAGGCGAACGAUUCGACUUUGGAAUAAACGCUGACCAAGAGAAAAAACUUUAUUGGAUCAGGUUCAGAGGAUUGAUGGAUUGUGACGAAAGAUUUACCAAGGCACAUCAGGUUGCCGUCUUGGAGUAUGAAGGAUACGACGAUAGGGGAAACGAUUCAACAACAGCUAAUUCCGAAUUGAAUUAUGUCGAAUUUUUCAAUGGAGAGCGUCUCCCAGGAGGUAAUCCUGAUUAUGAUAAUUCAGCCAGAAGUGGAAAGCAAAUUAAUUCCCUAAACAAGGGCACCGAAAGUAACAACACUAAACACGUUUCCAUGCCAGAACUAAGUUCACUGGAUAGCUGGGACUCCAGACUGAAAGUUGAUCCAGAUGUCCAAAUCUAUCUAGCAUACGACUUUUAUACCAUAGACAAUAAGUACUUCCACAGAGAAGGAUAUGAAUUUAAUAACGUUACCUCUAGUUUAAAUCAGCUUUUGACUCCUCAAAUCAAUCAUAUUUCUAUGGAAAUACCGUCGUUUAGUUUGCUGUCCCAAAGAGAAGAGAUACCUAAAAAUAUGUUUUGUAACAACGAUACUAUCAAAGAUCAGGAUUGUGCGAAUUCCCACUGUGAAUGUCCCCAUGGAUACCAGAUUCCUUUGAAUGCUGUUGUCGAAUUGGUGAUCAUCGAUGAAGGGUUUGCCUAUGACGCUAACCAUCCCCUCCACUUACACGGUUACGCUUUCAGAGUGGUAGCCAUGGAGAGACUAGGAAGGAACGUUACCGUAGAUGAAGUGAAGAAAAGAGAUAGCGACGGUUACAUCAAAAGAAACUUGAUUAAUGCUCCUAUUAAGGAUACUGUAAACGUCCCCGAUGGAGGAUACACUAUUGUUCGGUUUAAAGCUGACAACCCUGGUUAUUGGAUAUUCCACUGCCACAUCGAGUUCCAUGCGGAGGUAGGCAUGGCUCUGGUCUUUCAAGUUGGGGAAAAUGGACAAAUGCCCCCUGUGCCUAAGGGAUUCCCUACGUGCGGAAAUUAUUUGCCAGAAGAAGAAGAAUCUACUGGUAAUGGUACUACCUCGAAACCUAGUGAUCUCAAACCCGUUUGUAGCAAAAAUUUGUUUGUUAACAAGUUUGAAAAAGUACUUUUCGGUGACUAUUGUAGAGAUGAAAUGUCAGCCGCACGUCAUCUUUUGGUUCCUUCUGUACUUAUAGCAGUAUUCGCCAUUAUUGUUACUUUCAUCACAAAUUAAUUAUAGAAAAAUUUAAGCCUAAAAUAUAUACGGAAUUUUUAAAACAUUUAAAUAUGCCAUAUGAUCGAAAAACAUGGCUUUACAGUGGCUUUUGAAGUAACAAUCAGUUUUAAUUUCUUUCUUGUUAAAACUUUUUUAAAAAACUAUUUUAUUCUAAACUAAACAGUAUUUUUUGACAAAUUUUUAUUUUACUUUUUGAUAAAUAACGGUUAUAAAGAUCGGCCAGUCAAAAAUAUCAUUGAUUGUCAUUUUCAAAUUACUGUGACGUCAUUUUUUUUGACAGUAUGGUAUUUAAGAGAAAGAAAAAAAAAUAGAAUACAGAAUUAUAUAAAAAUAUUAAUUCGGAAUUUCGUUAAAAUUAUAUUUUUUAAUAAAACAGGGGGAAAAGAAUGAAAUGUUUUCAUUUCAUUUUGUGAAUUUGAUUAAACGUCUGUAGCCAGUAAAAAAUAGGCGUUUUUUUCGGUGUACAAUAAACAAAUUAUGUAAAAUUUGACUGACAGUUAUUGUGAUAAUACUAGUGUAUGUAUAUGUUUGUUGUCUUUAAGUUCCUUACCAGUUAUAAUAUAAUAAAAAUAUAGAAUUUAAUUAUACGGUAGGAUAAAAAAUAAUUAGGACAAUUUUAUAAAUUUAUAAGUAUUAUACCCGGUGUUUUUUUUUCUACACGAAUAUAUACUACAGCAAUCCAGAAGAGAUACAAAGGUUAUUAUAUUAGAGAAACGUUUUAUCUUGCUAAACUCUACAACGUCAAAAAUAUCAAAAUAUAAAAGAAAUGCAUUAAGGUAGUAGCAAGAAAUUUAUGCCUAAUAUCAUUCUAUAUUUGCUGAGCUGUACAUGUUGAUUUUUUUAUCUUAAUUAUUUUUUAUCAAAUGGAUAGUUUUUGACUUAGAUAAGAAUGCACUUUACAAGACUUUAAUAUAGUCGAACACAAAGAAAAAAAUAAAACAAAGAAAAAAUAAUUAAA
Molecule: messenger RNA, 3199 nt
Organism: Sitophilus oryzae (rice weevil)
Lineage: Eukaryota; Metazoa; Arthropoda; Insecta; Coleoptera; Curculionidae
Gene: Mco1
Product: laccase-2-like
Exons: 14
Coding region: 28-2238 (736 amino acids)
Biological process (GO): iron ion transport
Cellular component (GO): plasma membrane
Molecular function (GO): copper ion binding; oxidoreductase activity
Source: RefSeq, a predicted model, not a curated record